UAAAAUUAUAUUAAUUGUUGAACUGCAUCGAUAUCGCAUCAGUCCCUGUGGAGACGAUAAAAAUAUACUUACUUUUGUACUUCAACAAAAUGGCGCCGUUGCCGGGGACUGACGUUUAGAUAUUGGAGCAUUGCAACAAUUUAUAUUCUUUUAAGUAUUUGUACAUAUUUGUUUAUAUUGUAUAGUUGUGGUUUGCACUAAUCCUUCUUUGCUAGACAAAGAAUUAUUUUUCUUGUUAGUUCAAUCCUUUUUCAGAUUCACCAUCACAAAAGAACCAUGACUAAUCGUGGUUAUAAUAACUUCUAUAUUUCGGAUGAGUACGAAACGUAUCAACAGUAUCCACCUGAUAAUUAUGUGCAAACUCCAGAGGCUAGAUUGGAAGAGACCAUGAUUAAAUUCAUGGAAAUGCAGCAGCAACACAUGCAACAACUACAACAACAGAUGCAUGAGCAACAACUACAGCUGCAACAAAUGCAAGACCAGCACCAACAAUAUCUGAAAAAUAGUCUUGCACGGGCCAAAAAUUUGAAAAAUCAGCUUAGUCAGUUGGCACAACAAAUGGAGAAUAAGCAAAAUUUGGAAAUCCAAACCAACACCCAAACAACUCCUGAAGAGAAAGAUAAUAUUCUAAAUGAGGAAAAUGAAGAGAGUGUGGAAGGAGUUGAAAACUAUGAGGAAGAAAGAAUGUGUGAUGGAUGUGGUGGAGUGAAAAUAGUGGAAGAAAUAGAGACACCACAAGAAGUAGAACUUCCUCAAGAAUUGUCAUACACUGUUGAUGAUGAAGAAGUGAUGAUGGCUGCAAAAGAAAUUAAAGGAUUACUUGACGAGAAAAUAUCAAUUGAGCAAAAGAGGGAGAAUGAGAACAAGGCGGAGAUUGAUCGGGUCAUAGACGAAAUUUGUGCCUUGUUCAACAAGAAGCAAUUGUGGAGGAUAUGGACUCCGCAACAUCUAUAUCUUAAAUUCAUGGAGUACCUGCCAAAUCAAAGGAAAAAGACGGAUGAUGUGCUUUCCGUCUCAUUUUGGCCACCCUAACCAAAAAGGCGUCAAGCUAGUGACGUAAAAGAAGCGCUUGUUGGGAGGCAACCCAAUUUUCUAUCUUUACUAUUUAAAUUCUGCAAUUUAUAAUUUUACUGCACUUAGGCAUAUUUUGAAAGGUUUUAAAAGAUCCAAAAUUGGAACCAUUACUUCUGGUGUGAAAGUUCUGUUUUUUUUUUUUUUUUUGUGUCAUGUGUGUUGCAUUUGCUAAGCUAAAUUUCCAUGGCUAAGUGAAUUGUGCAAAUUUUGAAUUUUUAAAGCAGCAACAUUCAUAGCUUUCACAUUAGAACUUUCAACCACCUAUCCCUUUAUCUCAUUUUCUGAUUUCAUUGAUAUUGAAGGCAUUGUGAAGUUUUGUUGCUUAUCUAGGAAACACCAUGUUUAUGAAUUUGAGGUUGCUGCCUUUAAGCAGAUUUUGAAAGUGUAUUAUGCUUCAACCGGUCUUUGUUGAUUGUAGAAAUAUGCACUUAUGACAGGGUUACUUUCACUAAGCUGGAAUGUUGAUUUGGUUGCUUUAACUUGUGCUAUUUUAAAGUUGAAUUUGACAAAUUUCUUUUGUGCUAUGUCUUGACUUUCAUGAGUUAUUUUAAAGGCAUGGAUACAAAACUCUUAAUCUUGAACUGACAUUAGAAUCAUGUGACAACUGUGUUUCAUUGUUGCUUAUUUGAACAUCAUGUUUGCAAUUCCUAAAAGACAUGAACUGUUAAAUCUUAACUUAGUGGUCAUCACUUGUUGUCUUACCAUUAUUGCUUGUUGAAGUUCAUGACUUUACUUUCAGUAAGCUCAUAAUUGCAAAUCUUUCUAAGCUUAAGGGAUGUGGAAGGUAAGUGUGUAAAGAAAGUGCCCUGUAUACCACUUGUUGACUUCUUAAAAACUGUUAUAGAAACAUAGAAUGCAGUAUGUGCAAAUUCUUUUUCACUCAUUCUGUCUGUAAAUUUCGCUAAGCGAAAUUCCUGUGGCUUAGCGAAAGUACGAGUUUCUGAAUCUAUUCUGCUGUGUUCUUGAGAGACAUGUGUGUGGUGUUAUUUGCUAUAUUAACAUUUGUUUCAGAGAUGGCACCAAAGAGGCAUUUGAUACCUGAUUAGGAAUGGCCUAUGGAAAGGCCAUUUUACUUGGAGGAGGUGAGACAGGCUGUUGUUGGUACCAAAGAAGUGGAGAAGAUCAAGACAACUGACAAGAGAAAGAUUGACUGAAAAGCUCUCCAAAACUCUGUGAACUUUAUUUUAAUAGCUUUCGGUUAAAUUUAUGCUUUUUUUUUUUGUGAAUAUCUUAAUAUAUGUUUCUCUUGUGGUCUUGGUUGAAAAAAAUGGUUCAAUUUUUUUUUAAAUUAUUUUUGAAUCUCAUGUGCAUAUGAAUUGAAAAGUUUAGGUUUGUGAUUAAUCAAAUUCAAAUGCAUGAUUAGAAUAAUUUUUUUUUUUCAAAUUACAUUGUUUGAGGUCAAAAUUUUGUGAUUAUCUUUGAAUGAUAGGAUGAAUUUGAACCAAGUAGUUUUAUUCAAUUUGAUUUCAUCCAUUCCUUCUUGAGAUGAUUAAUUGAUGAUGAAUCACUUAACCUAGCCGGGUGAGAUUGUGUGAACCUUCCAUUGUUUAUAUAUUUGAGAGCCGACAAUUGUGUUUAACUCUGUUGAUUUUAACUGAAUCUUGCUAUUACUUGAUGUGUUUGAAGUCAUGGAAAUGAUCAAGGCCGUGUUUCUAUUUGAGUGCAACUACUUAAGCCAAAAUAACCUACUUUGUGAGUUAGUGUGAUCCUUUGCUACCCCCCUUGAGCCAAAAUUUUUUGAAAAUUUGUUUGUUUUGAACCCUUGAACCACAAUAAAGAAAAACAAUGACUUAACCCUUGUCUUAGGAUGAUUGAGCAUUGAAUUUAAGUAGGGUUGAAAACAAGUUGGGGAGAAAGAGGUUAUUUGUUUGUUUGAAAGAAAGAAAAAAAAAAGUAGUUGAAAAA
Messenger RNA from Trifolium pratense (red clover), 2979 nucleotides. Its product is annotated as signal transducer and activator of transcription C-like. The coding region runs from base 277 to 1032 and encodes 251 amino acids. The transcript has 2 exons. The record is from RefSeq and is a predicted model, not a curated record. Lineage: Eukaryota; Viridiplantae; Streptophyta; Magnoliopsida; Fabales; Fabaceae.